Molecule: messenger RNA, 1612 nt
Organism: Malania oleifera
Lineage: Eukaryota; Viridiplantae; Streptophyta; Magnoliopsida; Santalales; Ximeniaceae
Exons: 4
Coding region: 96-1172 (358 amino acids)
Biological process (GO): RNA processing
Molecular function (GO): RNA methyltransferase activity; RNA binding
Source: RefSeq, a predicted model, not a curated record
AGUUUUGUUCAACAAUAAUUUUUUUUUUUGACCCGGCAAAAAAGAAAGAGCCCGUGGUACCGUAAAAAGGAUGGUGUGGGGAAAAGGGCUACAGAAUGAAGAAGAAGAAGAAGAGCAGCAGAAAUAGUACAAUGCAAUGGCCAAACUCAGUCUGGCUAUCAACCGUUCAUCCAUUAAUGACUAACUUGUCGAAUUCACAGGCUAAGGCGUCAAUUCCUCGGACUCCAAUUCGAAUUCCAAGUGCCCUGUAUGAUUAUAACGAUGGUAACGCUUCUGGAGUGACUAUUCCUCCGCCUUCUCAUGUGAAAACUAUCACAAGCCCAUCGAACCCAUUUGUCAAGCACUGCCUCAAGCUUCGCCACAGCUCUUCUUAUCGCCACUUCCAUGGUUCAGCUCUCGUUGUAGGCACAACCCCAAUAAGGGAAAUUUACAGGUUUCAAGAUUCGAUGGAAGAGAGAUCAACUACAAUUGAUUGUUUACUUUUACUGGACAAAGCUAAAAUUCCCAAAUUUUUGAAUGAUUUCCCUGUUCGUAUUGUGCAUAUAAACUCAAUGGUGAUGAAAAGACUUUCUGGGGUGCAGUCUUCUGAAUCUAUUGAAGCAAUUGCUCUAAUGAGAAUUCCAAAGAGUUUCCACAAUGUAGAUGACAACCAAUGGGAGGUAGAUUGCCAGAGUUGGUUUCCAUCUCCACAUCGAAUUCUAGUCCUUGAUGGGAUACAGGACCCAGGUAACCUUGGAACAUUGCUUAGAUCUGCUUUGGCCUUUAGAUGGGGUGGUGCCUUUUUGCUCCCUGGAUGCUGUGAUCCAUUCAAUGAGAAAGCACUCCGAGCUAGCCGUGGAGCUUCCUUUCAGCUUCCAAUUGUUUCUGGCGACUGGACUCAUCUAGAGGCUCUUAGGAAUGAAUUUCAUAUGAAAAUGUUUGCUGGUCAUCCCGACAGUAACGAAGAUUUGAGAUCAGUUUCUUGCCUCUCUAAAGGGCUCUCAGAUUCUUUAACAGAUACCUCAUUAUGCUUGGUCUUGGGCAGCGAAGGUAGUGGUCUUUCGGAGAAAUCUAGGCAAGUGUGUGAGCUUGUAAGCAUCCCAAUGGCAGGAGAGUUUGAGUCUCUCAAUGUUUCAGUUGCAGGCGGGAUUUUAUUAUAUAUGUUACAGCCUCAGCAACAGAUAUACAGUUGAUUCUUUGAUUCAGAAGGCUAUUGUUGAGAUUAUCAAACUUAACAUUAACAGAUCCACUGGAUUGGGCAUUUUGAAGUGGGAAAAUUAUAUGCAUUUGCUCUUCUGCCACGGGACUGGGAAUUUCUGAGUGAUGUGAAUCAUCCCUCAACAUUGGUUUGUGAGAGCAUUUUUGAAAAUAAUUUAUUUGCAGUUCCAAGUCAAGUGUUCUCAUUAUCCUACAACAGAGAGGUAUUGCAUCACCACCUCCUCCUUUUAUGUGGCAUUGACAGCGUAGUUUCAUCACAAUAAAAUGACUACUUUUUUGAGAACUGCUUAUCUUGAUUGCCAAUAGAAUAGAAACACCUACUUCCAUCCAGAAACCAGUUGAACAUAUCGAUGCACUUUUCUUGCAUCUAUGUUAAUGUAGAUUUUUAUGAGUAUAAAAUUUCCUAAGUUAUCAA